Taeniopygia guttata (zebra finch) is the source of this 5179-nucleotide messenger RNA. Lineage: Eukaryota; Metazoa; Chordata; Aves; Passeriformes; Estrildidae. The record is from RefSeq and is a predicted model, not a curated record.
AUGAGGCUGGAGACAGAGGGCAUGUGGACGGAGGGCGGCACUCUUCCAGGACAAACAGCCUUGUUAUGGUUACUACACUCUGACUUUCGAUCACGGGCAUCCACCACCCGGCCCAAACCACACCGGCGGCCCCAACACCACCGCGAUCGCUUCCCGCCCGCGGCGCCCCACAGCGCCCCGGGGGGCGCGCGGCCGGGGCGCCUGCGCGGUGCGCGCGGCGCCUGCGCGCGGGCGGCGCGCUCGGGGACCGGCCGGGCCGGGCCGGGCCGGGUCAGGCACGGUACCGCCGCCCUGCAGGGCAGCCCCGCCGCCGCUCCCGCCGCCUCCGCCUCCUCCUCGCCGCCGCCGCAGCAGCAGCAGCUGACGCUGCUCGUCAUGCAGCCGGGCGGCGGCGAGGAGGGGGCGGCGGGGGUGGUGCUGCAGCCGAGCGCCGACCCGCAGCUGCCACCCUCCGCUAGCGGCGGCCUCAUGGUGUUCUACGAGCUGGAGGCCCCCGGCGAGAUCGAGGUGGGGGAGGAGGAGGUGGAGUUGGAGUUGGAGGCGGUGGGCGGCGAGAGCACGGCCAGCCUGGAGGAGCUGGAGGAGGAGGAGGCGGCGGCGGCGCCGGGGGCUGCGAGCGGCGAAGCGGCGGCGGGCGGCGAGUGCAAGAGCUGCACGUACGAGGGCUGCAGCGAGACCACCACGCAGGUGGUGAAGCAGCGCAAGCCCUGGAUGUGCAAGCGGCACCGCAACAAGAUCUACAAGGACAAGUACAAGCGCAAGAAGAGCGACCAGGCCCUGGGGGGCGGCGGGGCGGCGGCCGCGGGGGGCGGCCCGCGGGCCGAGGAUAGUGUUGAAGGUUCAGUGUCUGUCACAAAGCAGAGGACAGGAUCCAUUGGAGAUCGCCCAGCAAGACCUACUCUUUUAGAACAAGUAUUGAAUAAAAAGCGACUGUCCCUCCUCAGAAGCCCAGAAGUAGUACAGUUUCUACAGAAACAACAGCAACUGUUAAGUCAACAAGCUUUGCAACAAAGGCAGCAACAGUUUCAAGGAGCACCUGGGUAAUGAGGAAAGAUCAAUGAUCUGUGGAUGAGUCUGGUGCUGAAGGAGGGACAGGAUCUGUAUUUUGUAUAAAUACAAAGAAUCUCAAUGUUUAAAAAAAGUUGAAGUUACUGUUGUUAUGUAUUUGUUUCUUGUUUGGACUUCUGAGAUUUUGAGCUGCUUGGGUGUCUACAGACUUGUAAGCAAAUCAUAGAAUGGCCUGGGUUGUGUUAUGGAAACUUACCAGUCUGACCGUUUACAGGACUCUCUGACAGUCACUCUCCCAGUACCAGAGACUUCAACUUCUGGGACCAAAGCUCCUUCACUGCGGGUAGCUCCAGUGAUCUGACAGGUGCACCACUUGACUCCCUGCACACCUGGCUUGCAGUCAGACCAGGUUUCCUUACUGGUUUGACCCCAGGUCUCAGACACCUUUUUCCAUAAAGCAAUCUAUUAACAGUGUAAUAACACAGAAACAGCCUGGGUUGGUGCCUCUCAGGAGGUAUCUCAGACAAAGGAACUCCUGGGCUUUUAUACCAUCACAGUCUAAGGCAAGCCUUGCUCUUCCUCUUGAGUCUUCCCUUCUGAGUCUUCCAUUCCUGCCAUCUCCCUGUGUCCAUUCACCUGGCGAGCCACUCACCUUCAUGCCUCUUGUUAUGCAAAGAGUUGGCAGUUCACUGCCUCCUUUCUUAGCUCCCACACAGAGCUCAAUUUGCUCAGUCUGCAUCUCCAACUGCAGCCUACAAAUCAGCUACCUGCACCAGAUGUAUUCCUUAACAGAUGGAAGGGACCUUGAAAGAUCAUGACGUUCCAACUCCCCUGCUGUGAACAGGGACACUUUUCAUAAGACCAGGUUACUCAGAGCUUUGCCCACCCUGGAAUGCUUCCCAGGGAGAGGGCAUACAUACACAACUUUUCUGAGCAACCUGUUCCUGUCCCUGGCUAUCCUCACAGUAAAGAAUUUCUUCCCAACAUCUAAUAUAAAUGUACUUCCAGUGUGAACCCAUUCUCCCUUAUCCUGUCCCUACAUGCCCUUGUAAAAAGUCCCUUUCCCAUCUUUCCUGUAGGCUCUCUUCAGGUAAUGGAAGGCUACAAUUAGGUCACCAUGAAGCCACCUCUUUUCCAGGCUGAACAAUUCCAAUUCUCUCAGCCUUUCCUCAUAGAAGAGGUCUUCCAUCCCUCUAAUCAACUUGUGACCCGUCAUUGUAUUUGCUGUAACAGGUGGAUGUCCUUCCUAUGUCAAGGGUUCCAGAGGUGGAUGCAGUCUACCAGAUGGGGUUUUCACCAGAGCAGAGGGGCUGUGAUGAGUUGACUUUGGCUGGACAUACAGAUUUAUAAAUUUUCAUUACCUUUCACAGAUAGGUACUAUUUUCCCAUCUUAAGGGCAUCCUCCACCCAUUCAGAUGUCCAAAAUCAGGCCAUGACUUGGGUUAGAUUCCAUCAAGAUGGAUGCUCAGGACAGGCGAAGCAGCACACUUACAUAUUGGACACCAAUGUUGGCCCUGUGCCUCCCACUCUCCUUAUUCAUCACAAUAUUCAUGCUUCAUCAAUUCAUGUAAUUUUUGGUGCUUUACUUUUGCAACAUACAAUUUACACCACAAAUUAUUUUCCCAACAAGGUUAAAUCUCCUUGGAGCACACACUGGGUCUUCCAUCCUUCUGCAUUAUCCACCAAGUACACCUAGGUAUUUGAGCAAAGACAGUCUCAUAAAUAGGUUUGCCUUUUCCUAUAGGGAGAGAAAUUGACCCUGAUUUUCCCAGCUAUUUCCCAUGUAUAGUAUGGGGACCUUAUCUCCUCUCCCAGUGUGUAGGGGUUUUGUUUCGGCACGACCAGGGAGGUUUGCAGAUUUGGUGUUAACCAGUCAAGUGGCUUUUGUAAAAUUUAUAUCCCAAUCCUUCCAUGUCCCAUUACCUAACACUCUUUACACAGUCUUCAGCAGUCCAUUAUACCACUCAGUCUUUCCAGAGACUUAUGGGUGGUAAGGGAUGUGAUGUCCACUCAAUACCUUGUUUCUUUUCCCAGGAGUUUAUGAGGUUGUUUUGAAAAGUAGUCCCAUUGUCUGAUUUGAUUCUCUCUGGGGUACUGUGUUGCCACAAAAUGUGUCUCUCAAGACCUGAGAUUGUGUCUUGAGCAGUGGCAAUUGUUUACAGGGUUUGUUGCCAGCUAGCCAGUUUUACCUUUUCCAUGGUGAAUAUAUACCAUGUAUUUGGCAUGUUCAUGGCAGUGGUCCAGUUUGCCAGGCCUCACCAUACUGGAAACCCAGCCGCUGACCUCUGUUCCAGGGAAAGUUUACUUCAGUAGCUUGGUUGAUUGCAGCACAUGCUUUUCAUUCAUGAAUGGUCUGUGCAAUGGCUUCCAUGGUCAGGUCCAUCCCUCAGUGAUGAGCUCAUCUGUCUGUUGCAGCUGAUGUUUCAUGGCCCCAUCAGGUUAUAAAUAGCUCACCCUUCCACUCCCAGUCCAAGUGUACCUAAGUUAAUUCAGUUUUGGCAGCCUUAUUUACCUGUUCUACAGUGGUGUAGUUUUUGGGCAUGUGAACAUCUCCCUGAUAUACCUUUCUGGUCAUGUUUUCAACAUGUGCACUGAUGUCCUGCCCCAAUGCAGGUGCAGUCCAGCCCAGAUGGGUUUAUCCCUUGGUUGCCAAUUGGUUUUCCAUUUUUGCAUCCACCUCCAAUAGGGCAUUAGCCACCAUCCAGGAGUCAGGAUAGAGACAGGUCACUUUUCUCAUUCAGCAAUCUCUAGGGCUAGUUCAGGUGGCUUUCACCUCUGCAAAGUGGCUUGACUCGCCUUCAGCAGCCUCAAUGACUUGUCUGCCUUUGAUGGUUUCCUGCCACACAGCAGGAUCCAUCACUAAAUAGGGCAUAGCCUCUUUCAUCUUCUGGAAACUCCUUAUGUGGGGGUGCUUCUCGUACACAAAGCUCCUUCUCUGGCAAUGCUCCAAAAUCUUUGCCUUCUGGCCAGUCCAUGAUUUUUCCAGAAUUCCCAACUGAGCUCAUGUAAUCAAUCAUCUUACUCCAUGUAGCACUGACUGCAUGAUCUGUUACGGUGAUGUUUCCUUUGAAAUCUGGGGAAGUCUUUUCCAAUUAUUUGUAAACCUUCAUUUCAAUAUUUAAUCUGUUAAUAAAAAUUUGUUUAUGGUAGCAGUGUUUAGUUGUACACCCUUUUCUACCAAAAUUGUAAUAAAUGAGCAUUUUUCUAUAUAAACAUUUACAGUUCAGUCUGUCUUUGAUGACAAUCAUUGAUGGAAGUCAGUUACUUUCUGUGGACAUUGUGAAACAAAGUUCUGAAGUUGAGCCAGUCCAGUAGCAUUACCUAACAGCAAUUGCUCAGAGAUAUGAGAAAUUUAUGUCCUGUAGAAUCUUGCACUAAAGGUAAAGACAAUGUACCAUCAGGAAGUCAAUCCAGCAGUUCAGAAAAGUACAAAUAGGUGCUGCGUUUAUUACCUGCAAGUUGAGUAGGUUUGAAAUGCAUGCAUAGCAUGUAAAAAAAUUUGCAUUUCAAAGUUCCUAAAGUGAUAAAUGGCAAAAAGCUUUAAAAAGUAUCAGGUGAAAAGUAUGAAACUGAGAGCUGGACCUUGUUACAUGGAGUUAUUUGAAAUUACUAACUUCUUAUAUGUGAAAUAUAACAUAAUUACAGAUUAGAAUACCACUAAUUUUUAAGUGACUAAAUUAAAUUAAAUUUUAAAGCUUUUAACUCAUAAUAGUAAAUAAUUCAAAAUCUAAUCUUUUUCUUCUCAAAAAGGUAUAGUUAAAAUUCUUUUAUUAAGACAACAGAUCUCUAAUCAGCUGCAGUGCUAGACUUUGCAGGUUUUCAGACAAUUAAAAUGAACUUGAAAUUGAUUGGGUUAAGAAUCCAAACACUAUAUUAUGUGUUAAAUCCCAUGUUUUAUUUAUAAAAAUAUUUUUGUAUUAAGCCACAUUUCUGAAUAGAGGUUAUCCAAAUGGGUUAGGUGCUUAUUGUCAAGUACUACUUUUAUAUUGCAGCAGUUUGAUCCACUAAAUAGUAUCUCUUCAGCAGUAUUUGUUAGUUUUAUGGAUUUUUACAAGCUCUGCUUUUUGUAUGUACAGAACUUAUUCUGUAGAGAUUUAUUGUAUUUAGCACUGUGCAAAUUGUUCUUUUAAAAAAAAACUUGAAAAACUUUAUAUAAACAGUUCUGGACCAA